This is a messenger RNA of Paramecium tetraurelia, 294 nucleotides long. RefSeq lists its product as uncharacterized. The record is from RefSeq and is a predicted model, not a curated record. The transcript has 2 exons. NCBI's taxonomy places the organism in Eukaryota, Ciliophora, Oligohymenophorea, Peniculida, Parameciidae.
AUGCAAUAAUUUGAGAAGGAUUUCGAAGGUGAUCUAUCUUUCAGAAAAAUAAUUAACAUGCCCACCAAAUUAACUAAAGAACAGAUCUACUCCUGCAAUCCAAUGACAAUCGAGUAAAAUUAUUUGAUUGACACAGAAAUUAAAUUAAACAAUGUUAUCACCACUAUAAACACCUUAAAUAUUAAUCCUGAUUCUCCUAAAACCAAAAAGUCGCUUGAAAUUUGCAAUCUCUAAUACGACCAACUAUUACAAAAGUAAUUACUUAUUCUUAUUUUCCUACAGAGAACUUGUUGA